UACAAAUUGAAAAUAUACUCAUAUAUAUAAUAUAAUGAUAAUAUUAUGGUAAUUGCCAAUUGGUAAAUAUUAAGUCAAUACGAAUUACGAAUAAAUUGUUAUGGACUUAUGGUCUUUGUCCUGUGAAGUGUGAGUGCCGAUUGAUGUGUUUUGUACUUUCGUAACGAAAGUUUCGUUUGUACAUUUGUUGAAAGGUGUAGGUACCUAUAAAACUAAAAAAUGGAAGACAGCAUAUUGUGUGAAGUUAAGAAGAGACAGCGAGGUAAAAAUUUUACGGAACGUGAAAAAGAGUAUUUGAUUGAUCUUAUUUUGCCAUAUAAAUCAAUUAUUGAAAAUGUUAAAACUGAUGCUGUGUGGAAUAAUAAAAAAAAUGAGGCAUGGUCAGAAAUUGUUAAUGCCUACAAUGCAAUUCAAACGUCUGGUGUUAGAAAUAUAGGCCAAAUAAAACAUAUGUAUGAUACGCAAAAAAGGGAAGCCAGAAAAGAAAAAAGUCAGUACAAGGUGCAGCAUUAUAAAACUGGGGGUGGUACAAAUCAGUCAACACUAUCAAAUGUUACACAAAAAGUUAUAGGUCUACUCGGUGACAGGAUGGAUCCACUUUUAAAUAAUGUUGAUGGUGAUGCUGACUAUAAUGCUAUUCAAGAUAUAAGUGGUGACCAGAUAAUUGUAGAAGACAUUUCGGGGGAUGAAUUUAGUCUUCUUUGCCCAGGUAGGUAUAUUAUUAAUAAAAUUAAUUUAAUGUUUUCAUCAAACAGACAUCCAACAUGUUACAUGUACAUCAGUAUAGUUUAUUCACCAAAAAAAGUUAUAAACAAUAAUUACAACUAAUAGAUUUGGACAUAUUAUGGUAGAAGACAGGUAUGUUUCAAUAUUUUAUUAAAUUUCAUUUAAAUGUUAAUCAAUUUAUAUUAUUUAAUUUAAUUAUUUGUUUAUCAAUUCCAUUUUUC
Messenger RNA from Acyrthosiphon pisum (pea aphid), 947 nucleotides. RefSeq lists its product as uncharacterized. The record is from RefSeq and is a predicted model, not a curated record. The coding region runs from base 220 to 828 and encodes 202 amino acids. Lineage: Eukaryota; Metazoa; Arthropoda; Insecta; Hemiptera; Aphididae. The transcript is spliced from 4 exons.